Messenger RNA from Trametes versicolor FP-101664 SS1, 2892 nucleotides. RefSeq lists its product as uncharacterized. Lineage: Eukaryota; Fungi; Basidiomycota; Agaricomycetes; Polyporales; Polyporaceae. The transcript has 9 exons. Bases 1 to 2892 code for a protein of 963 amino acids. The record is from RefSeq and is a predicted model, not a curated record.
AUGGCGAAGACUCCCCACCGUAACAUCGUCUAUUCCUCUGACUUGGAAGAUAACCCGCCGCCGCCCGCACCGAAGUCCAAGAACAAUAAGUCCCAGGCCCGUCCGCCAUCCGACGAUGAGGACGAUGACAAGGAUGUCGAGGUUGCUCCGUCCAAAGGCAAGCAACGUGCACGUGCGACCGAAGAAGUCACCACCCACGGAGCGGCACGCGCGCGCACUAAACCUCAGCGUGCAGCCACACCAUCAGGCGACGAGCAGGAGGAUGCCAACGAGCCACCGCCCGCGCAUAAGACCUUCAAGAACAAGAAUAAGGCGCGCGCUAUCUCCGGUAAUGACGAUGACAAGUCUCAGCCCACCGCCAAGUCACUCACCAAGGGCAAACAACGCGCGCGCGCGCGAUCCGACGACGAGGACGAAGACGCCGACGCCGAGGCAUCACACACUACCAAGUCGACAGCCAAGGGCAAGAAACGCAUACGCUCCCCCUCUGACGAUGACGAUGAUGAGCCACCGCCGAUGAGCGAGGCCUCCCAGAGCACUCACCACCGGCCGAAGGACGGCCGCGUCAAAGUCAAACGUCCUCACAAGCCGCACGCAAAGCGCCUCGACCUCCCCAACACCGGCGCAGCUAUGCGCAAGCUUGGCGGUCGUUUUGAGUGGCGGAACACGGAGAAUCGCCAAGCGGUGGAGUGGCUCACAAAGUUCCUGGACGAGAUCGACAGCAUCGACGAUACAAAGAUGCGACACACUCGCGAAAGGCAGAUCGCCGCGCAGUGCCUCGAGGAGUUCUCAUUUGCAGGCGAGACCGAUGGAGACAUGGAAACGCGCAUCCAUACCUUCUUCAAGAAUCGUCUUCAGCAGCGUCACAAGGCUGCAAGAGAGGGCCAGCAACCCGAAACGCCCACAAAUGAAACAGGCGUGAAUGUCAAGCACGAGGAGACUGGCGUAUCCAGCAAGAUGGAUCUUGCACCUCUCCUCAAGAGCCUGAAGGCGCGUGCACCUUCAGCGUCCAAUCUUUGGGCGGCGGAGCAUAAGGACCUCAUUGAACGACGCCGCAAGGAGCUCGGGGGCAGCAUCGGCGCGCGCCAGCAAGCAAAGGCGGAGCUGUUCCGCGCUCUCACCAUGCAGGAACAAGCGCAAUGGGCCGCCAAGGCUCAAGAGGCCAAAGACCAAUGCCUCUCUAAUCCUGACGCAUACCUCGAGAAUCAAGAAGGUUUUCCCAAUCUCCUGGCGGAACAUCUGCGUCGCUUCGUCGGUUUCGAGCCGAACCAAAUCGGGGCUGCGGUGAUGCAUCUCAGGCUGGCUUACCGCAAUGCGGCUGGCAUCAUCGAACGCGACCAGUUUACGAUACGCUUAGACGACGACAUCACGCCCUUCAGCGACUUUGAGGGUGGUCCAUCCGAAAGUGAAGUGGACAGGUGGACACGAUAUGUCGAUAUUGCACUACCACCAAACCCUAGCCGUCAAGACCCUCGGCUAGAGUACGACUCGAGUGGCCGGCCGCUUCUCCCGGAGUACGACGCCGCAUGGAAUAUGGUGCAAGCUGCGGAAGUACUCGACGCGUGGUUCCGCGCCGUUUGGUCAUAUGUCAAUCCUGAUGGAGACGGGUCUUCACUGAACUGGGGCGCGCUACGCACGGUCUACAUUCCGUCCAUCUGGCGCGACGCGGGGAUCAAAGAGCCGUCCUCCGUCCCCCUCCACUUACUCCCGGUGUUGACGAUGAAGACGGUCUUUGUAUCGCCCUCCAAACGUACGCCUACCACGUCACGACUGGUGACACCUUUCUCGCCUGCCGAAGGGAGUACUCUCAUGUGGCCUACGACAUCGUCUACGCGACACUCGCGGGCACCUUCUGUUGCGCAAAGCACUGCACCCAGCCCCAACCACCAGCAGUCGAGGCCCCGGCCAGCCAGCCAAUCUCAGACGACUGCGUCCCUCAUGGAACGGCGUUUGGAAACCAUCGCGGAAGCCGCAGAGGCGGGUGCGGCUAGUGGAGGACCGGGCUGGGUCGCCCUCCGUCUCUCUGCUGGGACGGAUCGUAGUGCGGGAAGCUCUGUAGAGGGAACCGUUGAAGCCCUCAUCGACGAACUCGAAGACGACGUUGAGGCAGCCGCAAGCCAAGGCGCGGCGGUUGAGGAGGGUGUCACAGUAUCCGCAAGCCAGGGUGCGGCGGUUGAGGAGGAUGUCACGCCAUCCAGAAGCUACGGUCCGGCGGUAGUAGAUGUGCCUCGGCAGGCCAAUCAUCAAUGUUCCGAGUCUACUUCUCCCCCGCCUCCGAGAUCCUCUCCUGCCUCGCCACCGAGGCCCGCCCUUCGCCGACUGUCAAGAGCACGACCUACCAGCCAGCCAGACAACAACACCGCCCUAAGCGAUGGCCGUCCCACGCCAGACUCGUCCCGCAGGACCGUGGCGCGCGCUGCGAGGGUAGCGCCCGAGGACGAGGAGGCCUGUGACGAACCGCCGAUGCCCACUCGCAGACAGUCGUUGAGGACUCACUCAGCCAGUGUCCCCGACGACAACGCAGAGAGUGGGGAAGACAGCCCGUCGGCGCCCGCAUCGCCCCCGAAGGACGCAUCCGAGGACGAUGAGCCGGUGGCCAGCUCCUCUCCGCCGGCAGCCUCUUCUUCGCGCAACCAGUCAUCCAAGGAGCAGCACACGAAACGCCGGCGCGCAAGCGCAGUCGAUGAAGGCCCUUCUGCGAAACGUACGAGGAAUCAACCUCCUCCCGAGGUAACGCCGCGCGAGACGCGUGGUGCACGCGCUGCAAGAGAGGCUGCGAGCAAGCCUACAACCCGAAAGCGCGCAGAGGGAAAGGCACCGGCACCGCGGAGGAAGGGUCGAUUAUGCUGUUGCGUGUCUCGAUGGCCCGGUGGUGUAUUGGCUGAUACGUAG